Girardinichthys multiradiatus is the source of this 6865-nucleotide messenger RNA. It is a transcript of the gene slc35g1, whose product is annotated as solute carrier family 35 member G1. The coding region runs from base 1952 to 3202 and encodes 416 amino acids. The transcript is spliced from 5 exons. The record is from RefSeq and is a predicted model, not a curated record. Gene Ontology annotation, cellular component: plasma membrane; endoplasmic reticulum membrane. Gene Ontology annotation, biological process: calcium ion export across plasma membrane; regulation of cytosolic calcium ion concentration. NCBI's taxonomy places the organism in Eukaryota, Metazoa, Chordata, Actinopteri, Cyprinodontiformes, Goodeidae.
CAGCAAUGCUUCUGUAGUUUUAAUUUAAAACACUUAUUGUGAUAGCUAAUGACUUAAGACUAAGCUGAGUCGUAGUUUAUUCUGCAAUUAUUGAUUUAUAACAUACUAUUAUAAAAAGGUAGAUGACACACAUUUAGUAUAAAACGCUUUCAAAAUAAUAUAAACAGUAAUACAUAUGCACUAAUUGUGAAUAUUAUUAAAUACAAUAUAAUAUAAUUGCACCAAAACUCAACUGACAAGUUUGGUCUGGAGUAUUGUUUUUCAUAUUUUUAAUUAAAGAUGCAUUGAUCUGAAAAAUUUCAGAACCAUAUUGAUAUAAUUUAAAAAGAAUAUUACAUUUCUUUUUCUGAGUACAACAAAUAAAACAUGCAGCAGGUUCUUUGAUAGAGAUAGUAGAUUCGAAGCCAACACAGUUUCUGUCGUGUCUUAAGAAGUCUCUAAAUGUCUUUCAUUUAAUUAUCUCAACUUUAAGCCUUAAAAAUCUGAAUUAUGUUUAGAUUUUCCAUUAAAGUUCCUAAAUUUAAUUUAUUCACAUCCUACGUUUGCACAUCCUUUGUCAUUUUCUUUGACUCUUCUUAAUUUUUUACUUGAUUUUUUUGUUAGGUUGGUUUUGAGAAAUGCUCUGGGAGCAGCUAUUCCUUGUAUUUGUUGCAGUAAUUAGGCUGUAAUUACAGUCAUAAAACUGGCUUAGCGUUGUAUGUUUAGGGAUUGAAAAUGAAAACAUCCUUGUAACCUGAUCAACUACUAGCUCCUGCAGGAGAGUAUUUAACGAGGUCUGGUUUGAUAAAAACGGAUUUCAAUAGUUGGCUAAAACUUGUCAUUAUGAUGCUUACUGCAAGGGUUACUGUGUAAAAGGAGGUAAAGUUGGCUGACUUAAAUGCAAAACCCAUUGGAUCACAUCCCAGUCCCACAAAUACCAACAUAAAUUGACAGUUAUAUUUAACACAACUUUCUAAGUAAGUUAAGCAUAGGUUUUUGAGUAAUUAAUUUAAGUCACUUCAAUAUUUGUUUCUAAUUGAUCUAGGUCUCAAAUGUAAUUAUUAUUUACCUCCUAAAUGUUUUAAAUGUAACAUUUUAAACCUGCAAAAAGUCUUCAACAGAAAAUAAAGGAAUAACAAGAUUAUCUCCAUUUGUGUAUCAACAAAAACUGAAAAAAUAAAAUGCAUCAGAGUAUGCCAUAUUGGUUGAUGCGGUUAUAGACUGGAUAUAGUGUGAUUUCUUGGUUUUAAUAGAAAGCUCAUUUUUAAGUAUUUAAUCUGCUGAUCACUGAUCAGAGUUGUUUAAGGUAAAACUGACCAUUUUUGAUAUCUGGCUGAUUACCUGGUGCACCGCUACGGAAAUUGUCGAUCUUGGGUGUCAUGUAUUGUUUUUUUUAAAAGACAUUCAUGUUUUUAAGGGCAUAUUAAUGUAAAACAAAAAGACAAUGAAGCCCUCCCCGUGUCAGACCAUAACAUUUGCAGCUUUUCAUGAUGAGCAAAUAAAUGAAUAAGGAUUUUGUGGCACUAUUGACAAACAGGAGCUUAUUACUUACUUAUUAGUUACAGCUACAUUAUUAGUUUUUUUUAAAUGCUAAUCAACACUAAGAAUAAUUUCGUAAAAACUGGUUUGCAUAAUUGGGUUUAGUGCUUGUUAUAUUCAUCUUACAUAAAUUCGUUUGUUCUAAAAUGCAUGAGAACUGAGAUUUAACUGUCUGAUAUAUCCCCAGACAACCAGUGAAAAGGGGCGUGAAGUGUAGGGUAAGGUUUUAGGUCCCCAGCAGGGCUGGUUCGGGUUCACUUCUGCCCCCCUGUGGAUAAAACAACCACCGCAUGGGAGCUUGCAUAGUGCCACCAAGGUUUGUGAUUAACCUUACGCUCUUGGUCUCUCAGGGCAGACACACAGAAGUCGGACAGCGCUCUCACCGAGGCAUGCUGCCGCUCGGCUGUCACAUCCUACAACCACCACCACCACCAUGGGCGAGUGCAAUCACUGUAUGCGGGAACGGGCUUUAACCGUGGAGGACGACGUGACAGUGGCGUUCCACAAAGUUGUCAGCCAUGACAACCAGAGCCGCUUCUGUAACGACCGAGAAGAAGACGCACAUGACGAUGUCGAGCAGACAGAGGAGACUGUUCAUCUGCGAACUAACUGUUUUAAGGAUGAAGAUGCCGAAGAGGAGCAGGGGACGAGAGGAAGCGAAACUGUACUGGAAGGCAGCGGGAAGGAAACGCUGCUGUGCCUACCGGCGUUUUGCGUGAGAGGCAAGAAGACCGCAUCUUCCGAAGAACAAAAAGUACCUGCGGAGAAACCAAAGAGAUGUCCCGGUCUGGGUUUGUUCUAUGCUUUCCUGUCUACGGUUUUCUUCUCCAUCAUCGCCCUGCUGGUGAAAACCAUCCAUGGAAUCCACGCCAUUGAGAUCAGCGCCAUACGCUGCUUCUUCCAGAUGCUUUUUGUUAUGCCGUUACUCAUCUACCACAAAACAGGUUUCCUUGGUCCCCGAGAUAAACGUAUUUAUCUGGUGCUUCGGGGUUUCCUUGGUUCCAAUGCAAUGAUCCUGCUCUACUAUGCAGUUCAGCAGAUGCCACUGGCAGAUGCCACUGUCAUCAUGUUCAGCAAUCCAGUAUUUACCUCGAUCCUGGCUUGGAUUUUCCUCAAAGAGAAAUGUACAAUCUGGGACUGCGUGUUCACUGUGUUUACCUUAACCGGAGUCAUCCUCAUCGCUCGGCCGCCGUUCCUUUUCGGCGAGCAUCUCAGCGGCAUCGAAGACAACUACACUAACCACGUCAAGGGAACUGUUGCCGCCUUUGGAGGCGCGAUUGCAGCUGCUUUCACUAUUGUUGUUCUGCGAAAGAUGGGGAAGAGCGUCCAUUACUACCUCUCUGUGUGGUACUACGCCGUCAUUGGCCUCAUCGAGUGCGUUAUCAUUGUAUCCAUUCUCAGCGAGUGGAAACUUCCGUCCUGUGGCCAAGAUCGUUGGAUCCUAAUGCUGAUUGCUGUUCUGGGCAUCACUGGCCAGACCUUCCUCAUAAAGGCGUUGCAGAUCGAGAAGGCUGGACCUGUGGCCCUGACGCGGACAGUGGAUGUAGUACUGGCAUUUUUCUUCCAGUUCAUUUUCUUUAAUCGUGCGCCGACAUGGUGGAGCCUCGGAGGGGCGCUGUGCGUCGUGUUGAGCACCAGCGGAGUGGCACUUAGGAAGUGGUAUGACAGCUCUCGCAGGAGCUGAGAAAAGGAAUACAUGUAUAGGUACCAAUCAGAUGUUUGCUUACACUUAUCAUGGGCAUGAAUUACAUACUAACUUGACCUUUUUAUGAUGCAUUUGAAAUAGUCCUUUUUCAUCAUUGAAUUCAUAUACAAGAAGCAACUGCAGGGGUUUAGAAACAAUUUUGUGAGUUUAUCUACUCCACACAUGAUUUAAAUUCUCCAUACAGGGUCAAAUAUAUACAUACACCGCCAUUUAUUUAGAUAAACCGUCUCUUAGCAAGUUGCAGAGAAACCCUAACAUUUUGGCAUAAUUAUGACUAAAUAUUUCACUUCCCUUUUUACCAAAUCUAUAUAGUUCUUUUAAAAUUUGUUUGGUUUCAUGCCAUGGGCCUGGCUUUUAAGCCAAUUGUUCAAGCUUAAUGUUUGGUAUCAUUGUACUUUUUGGAACAUUCAGUUACAUCCAAGUAUCAACAAUCUAGCUAUUGACUGCAGGUGAUGUUGAGUUAUUUGGAGGAAGUACUGCAUCUUCAUUAUUCCACCUAGUUUAUACAAUACACUAAUACUUCUAGGAGCUAAACAAACCCACAGCAUGAUGUUGCCACCACCAUGCUUGACAUUAUGUGUUAAUUUUAGGUUUGACUCCUCCAUACAUUCUUAUUGUCUUGUUGGACAAAAAGCUCAAUAUUUGUAUUCUCUGGCUAUAAAUCUGCAGAAGAGAUUGGGCUUGUUCAUGCAGGCAGCUGAAAAUUUCAUUAAAAUUUAAAGGUGUUGAUUUGGGAGAAAGGGUUUCUUUCUUGGUGGUACCCCCUCAGUUCAUGUUGAUGUGAAACUGGCUGUAUUGCGGACAAUGACUCUGAAAUCCCAGCAUCUUCUUUUCUUUCAUCAGAGGUUUAUUUUUUGGGUGAGGUGGUCGAAACUUUAAUAGAAUUGAUUGUUCGAACUGGAAGAUAAUUAUUUCUUCUUUUUAAAAAUCAGUAAUGUUUUAUAUUAUACCAUCAUGCCUAGAAAAAGGAACAGUUCUAAAACAUCAUUAAAAGCCCAAAGUUAUUGACAUUCAUGUCCAUGAUGGGUUUUCUGACCGAUAGUUCAUUAUUUUCUUUUUUGUUAGUUUACCCUGUACUUUGGUACCUAUUUAAAAGCAGAUGCAAAUGCAGACCACAUUUACAAGUGGUCACAUAUGAGUGUGAGUUUGUGAUAGACUGAGUGUGAGUUUGUUGAUUCUCAAGAGUCAACUUGUGCAGUUUAUUUUAUUGUGUGCAUUUAUUUUGCAUAAAAUCAACUGUCUGCAGGGAAUAAGAGGAGGAAAAUUCUUUAAAAGCAAUAUCCUGCUAUUUGUAGGUAGCUUUCCUAAAUGAAAUGACAAGUUCUUAUACUCUAGUUUAAAAUGAUUGAAACAGUUUUAGAAGAUGCCCAAUGUCCCAUUUUUCUUUUACUUAAAUAGAAGGCCAAAGAGAGACCAUUUUUGUUGAAUCACAUUACUUAGAAAAAUACUAGUUUUUAUUUAUUUUAUAGUGAUUUGCAUUAGGCUCUAAUGAGAUGAGGUUAUUCAAAAUAAAAUCUCAGCAUUAGCUAAAAAAUUAUAUCCUAAAAACAGUCUUUUAGUGUGAUUCCCCUAGGGGUUUACAAUGUUUUUUUUUAUAAUGCACAGAUUAUAAAUGCACCUAAAUGCCACCCAAUUAUUUUCCACCUCUGUGCUAUACUUAAAGUGCCUUAUGUAGGGAAAUUAUACUAAUACAAAUAAACAAUCAUAAAAGACAGCUACGUUUGCAUUAUUUGGCAGUAUUAUUAAAUGUGUAAAAUGCCUUAAAUUAAUACAUUAUUUUUUUUGCUGUACAAUACUUCCACACUUGAGCUCAGACCUUUUAUUUCAGCAAAUGUGUUGAAAAUGGGGGUAAAAAAAAUCCUACAGCAAGAAAUACUGUACAUCUGCUUUACUUGAAUGUAAUAUUCCUUUGUAUUUUUAAUAAUCAGGGUCAUAUGUGUACCUCCCCGGAAAAAUCCUCAUAUACAUUUAUUUUAUAGGGAUUGUUACUGGUGCCAUUAAAUGUGGCAAGUGGUCUUUUUUUUUAGAUACAGCUAUUUUUCCUAUUGUUGGAUUUUAUUACCUAUGGAAUAAAAUUAACUAGGGGAACAAAAAUUCUACAGCUUUCAGGGUGAUAUUAUACUAAACAACAAUAAAAGAUUCAUUUGUUUAAAGGCUUUUUUACAUCUUUGCCAGCAGAACCAAGUCGACUAGAGGACCCUGUAAUCUACCUGCAAAAUAUCCUUUACAUGGAAAUGCUUACAGGCCACACUGAUUUCCUUCAUCAGUGUAUUUCUAGCACUUUAAGAUCAUCUAACAUGCAAUCAGUAAAACUGGAGUAGUUCAGAUGUUUUGUUUGAAUGUUUUUCUCAGUUAACAUGAGCUAUUCUGAACAUGGCACCUUAUCACAUGAUCAGAGCUUCACCCACUAGAAUACCAAAACGUUUUGCAACAUCUGCAACACAAUGGAGCUUUUAUAAAUACGGUAAUUUCUGUUUUAAUUUUUCUUAAAAACAAAACAGAAAAACAGAACCAGUUUUUUCAUCCAUAUGGCAUUUGACUGACCUCAGACAUUUAAGUUGGUUCAUUUAAACAUGCUCCUAACAUAACCCAGAUCAUUGAGUUUAACAGUGGAGAAUCACAACGUGACUCUUCUUGGGCUAAGUUGUCACUGUAAGUAGCAUUUGUUACUGCAUAAAUAAGUUAAAUUCUCAGAAAAUGUAAACACAUUUCCUAAAAAAAUAUAUCAAAGCAGAGCAGUUCUAAAUGCAAUGAUGUUUAUUUAUUUGGAUUUUAAAAGGUUGACAUGUGUAUCUCUAAAGUAAAAUCCGUUCUUACAUGUAAGCCUUAUGUUUAUCUCAGACAUUGUUGUGCAGUACAAUAACUAUUACCAUCUCAGCGCAGCUUUAAUUCUUUAUUUGACACUGUUUAAUCUGGGAGAAUGUAACAAAACAGUUGAUGAGAUUACUACUACCUGGCUGCUACUUCAUAUCCCAAAGUUUCUUCGUUUAUACAAACUUUAUUCAUGUUAGACCUGUUAGGAAAUGUUUCAGACCAACUGUACAGGUGAAAUUUGUCCAUUUAUACAGUACAUCCUGUCACAACUCCUUGAAAUCUGAGUUUGCACAAUUCAGCUUUAAUAAAAUCAUAGGUCGUUGGUGACUUGUGAUCAUUUCUCUCCCAUGUGCCUUCUGAAGGAAGGAAAACGGAAUAUGUAUGGAAUAGACAUGGUGCAUGUGGUCACUUUAACAAGAGAUGCAACUCACUCUAUGCAGGUAGAAAGUCUUGUAUUAGAGUAACUCAAGAGUUGAUCUGAUUUGAUUGCUGUUUCAUUUGCUGUGUUUUUUUUAUUUAUUAUGCCAGCAUAAACUGUUAGAUCAGAACACUUAGGUUUAUCAUUCAGCUUAAUUAAAUUGCCGCUUAAACAACAACUGGGGUAUACCAUUCAAUAAAAGCAAAGCAGUUAUAUUAGUAAAAUCUUAUAAAAAGCAUUACAUGGACACAUCUAGUAACACAGUUUGUGCAAUUUUUUAUACUGAGCUUCAAACUCUUUUCUAUUUCUGUAUGUCAACCAACAAAUUGUUUAAAAUGUAUGUAUUUCUUCCUAGUUGCAGAGGAUUUUAGUAUAUUAUUUUUUCAUAAUAAACUCUUUCAAUUUACAAA